AUGAUCUGUUUCUGGUUGCUUAUGGUAUUUUCUGUUUUAUCUGGUAUUGUUGCAUCUCCAAUGAACUUGGCGAACCCUUCCGCACAAUCUCGUUUCAAGCGGGCCACCUGCGAAUCCAAAUAUGGAGAAUGGUCAGAUUGGGGAGAUUGCUCAAUGAACUGCGGAUACUGUGGAAAACAGAACAGAACAAGGACAUGUGCUCCGGUGAAUGGAUGUAAUGAACCCAUUUGCGAUGGCGACUCUAUGGAAAUUCAAAGCUGUGGAACUAGUGACCGAGUUUGUUUGUAUCCAUCUCCAAGCUGUUGUAGCAACUUCAAAAAGACAAUUAAUGUCCCUAAUAGACGUUCUAUUGUGGUCCAAAAGAUGCAACUGGAGGUUACACGUUUCCAACAAGAUCAACGACCCCUAAAGCCCAAUGACCAAUUCAAGAGAUAUAUUCAUUGCAAAAAAUGGCAACAAUUCUUUUGCAUAUAA
This is a messenger RNA of Caenorhabditis briggsae, 474 nucleotides long. NCBI's taxonomy places the organism in Eukaryota, Metazoa, Nematoda, Chromadorea, Rhabditida, Rhabditidae. The coding region runs from base 1 to 474 and encodes 157 amino acids. The record is from RefSeq and is a predicted model, not a curated record. The transcript is spliced from 3 exons.